This is a messenger RNA of Tyto alba (common barn owl), 2235 nucleotides long. RefSeq names its product tyrosine aminotransferase (gene TAT). The record is from RefSeq and is a predicted model, not a curated record. Gene Ontology annotation, biological process: aromatic amino acid catabolic process; biosynthetic process. Gene Ontology annotation, molecular function: pyridoxal phosphate binding; L-tyrosine:2-oxoglutarate transaminase activity. The coding region runs from base 85 to 1707 and encodes 540 amino acids. NCBI's taxonomy places the organism in Eukaryota, Metazoa, Chordata, Aves, Strigiformes, Tytonidae. The transcript has 12 exons.
UCGCCCAGCAGUGGCACCAUUCCCUCUGUUGUAUCAGCUGGCCUUUUCUGGACCUUCCUAAAUCUAUCGUAAAUCCAUCGUGUGAUGCGGUCGGUGACUACAGUUCCAUGCAGCGUGCAAGACACGAGUGCACCAGGGUUCCAUAUCACAGCAGAACAACUGCUUCUGCCUUGGCCUGUGCUGCUCCUGGCAAUGCACGGCAUUUUUGUUGCUUCUCUAGCUGCCCUGGCACACGGAACCUGCCUCUCCAGAGUACAGCCAUUAACACCUGGGGAUUUGUCCACAGUGCAACUACCAGGUUCCGGUUCAGCACUCUGCAGGCCAUGUUCAGGUCUCAGGAUGGACUCGUACCUGAUCCAAGUGAAUGGCCAUGGAGAUCAUGCCCCUAUGCUGGAUGUUCAUCUCAAGACCAAUGGGAACAACAUAUCACUGGGGAAGGUGAAGGACCGGAAGCCAAGAUGGGCUGUCAGAGCUUCUGAAAUGUCUAAGAAGACUUUCAAUCCUGUCCGAGCCAUCGUAGACAGCAUGAAGGUGGAGCCCAACCCAAAGAAAGCUAUGAUCUCCUUGUCUCUAGGAGACCCGACGGUCUUUGGAAACCUUCCCACAAAUGAUGAGGUCACACGGGCUGUUAAGGAGGUUUUGGACUCAGGACGUUACAACGGUUAUGCUCCAUCUGUUGGCUACCAGUCCUGCCGGGAGGCAGUGGCCGCGUACUACAGCUGCCCAGAGGCACCACUGAAGGCCCAGGAUGUCAUCUUAACGAGUGGCUGCAGCCAGGCCAUAGAGCUUGCCUUGGCAGUGCUGGCCAACCCUGGCCAGAACAUCCUGGUGCCACGGCCUGGCUUCUCCCUCUACAAGACUCUGGCACUGUCUAUGGGGAUUGAGGUCAAACUCUACAACUUGUUGCCAGAGAAGGCCUGGGAAAUUGAUUUGAAGCACUUGGAAUCUCUGGUAGAUGAGAAGACAGCUUGCCUCAUUGUGAACAACCCAUCGAACCCCUGUGGCUCUGUGUUCAGCAAGAGCCACCUCCAGAAGAUCCUCGCAGUGGCAUCAAGACAGUGUGUGCCCAUCCUUGCUGACGAGAUCUAUGGAGACAUGGUGUUUGCUGACUGCAAGUAUGAACCCAUUGCAACUCUCAGCACCAACGUGCCAAUCUUGUCCUGUGGUGGCUUGGCAAAGCGGUGGCUAGUCCCUGGCUGGCGAAUGGGCUGGAUCCUAAUUCAUGACAGGAGAGAUAUCUUUGGUAAUGAGAUCAGGGAUGGCCUUCUAAGACUAAGUCAGAGGAUCCUAGGACCCUGUACAAUUGUUCAAGGAGCACUGGAACAUAUCUUGCACCGAACACCCCCUGAGUUCUACCACAACACCCUCAGCAUUCUCAAGUCCAAUGCUGACCUUUGUUAUGCUGCCUUAUCAGCUAUCCCUGGCCUUCAGCCUGUCCGGCCCACUGGAGCCAUGUACCUCAUGGUUGAGAUUGAGAUGGAGCAUUUCCCUGAGUUUGAAAAUGAUGUGGAGUUCACUGAGCGACUCAUCUCGGAGCAGUCUGUAUUCUGCUUGCCAGCCACGUGUUUUGAGUACCCAAACUUCUUCCGUGUGGUGAUCACCGUGCCUGAGGAGAUGAUCUUGGAGGCUUGCAGUCGCAUUCAGGAGUUCUGUGAGAUGCACUAUCAGGGUGCUGAGGGGAGCCAGGAUCUGGAGUGUGACAAGUAGCCACAGCUGGCCUCCUGCAUCUGCCAGGCUAGACCUUGUGUGAGGCAGCAGCUGGGCAAGCAGGACUGCUUCCAGUCAGCCUCCCAUCCCCCUGCCUGUAAGCAACUGCUGUCCUGCUGCUUCACUUCUUGUGGCCACAGACCCCUCAGCACUAUGGGAAGAAGCAGCCACUUCUCUCUCCUCCUCCACUGCAGCUUGCACACCCUCUGGCAUCUAGUGCCCAGGGUCUCCAUGUAUUCUGCAUUUAGAGCCUUUGUUGGUCUGUGCUGCCUGAAAACCAGCUGCAGGCAGGGGUGCAGGGCUCUUGCCCCAUGACCCUGGCCCCGUGUGGCCAGUAGCUCCUGUGCUGGCUGCACUUCCCCUUGGGGACAGGAGAAGGCCACUGUCUCGGAGGACAAGAGAAAAGUACCAACCUCUCACUUACCAGUGUUACCUUAGGAGGCCAGAGCUCUUUAUACCUAGCCCUUUGUGUGACAAAGGCAGUAAGUUAUUGUUACUUUUUUUAUUAAUAAACAUUCUGACAUGCCA